GAUCAAGUAAGUAACACAUGCCCUCAUCCACUCUAAGGCAAGAGCCUGGAUCACGUUCAAACCAGCCAGUCGGUCCCUGAAGCGUAAUGGCAGUAAGGAAAGUGAAAAGCGUAAAAUAAAAAGCCCUAAACCCACAACAGUGAGAACUAUGGCAUUGUUUUGGCGUUGUCAGGGUGACGUGAUAGUCACAAAGUGACUGUCCCAUCCUAUUUAUACAAUUUCCAGCAGUCUUUGGGGGUUCAGGGCUUCAGUCCAUAGGGAGGACACUGGGUUUGGGCCUUGGCUUCAGACAAGAUGGCGAAAGUACUAUUAGUACAAGUCGCUAACUUCGGCAGCUCUAUGGUUAACCUCAACCAUAACCCAACUUCAGGCUGAGGAUGACAGUCCGCCAUCUUGUAUGAAGCCAGGUCCCUCUCGGGAGGUUGGACACAUGAGGAGUGCGCAUGCGUGCCCGGUCCGUUGGCGCGCUGCCUGCGUGCUCCUGUGGAUUGUGCGUGCUGGCGCAACGCGCGGCCUUCCGUCUGGUGCUCGUACUCAUCAACAACAACAUCCGGAAAUAGUGUCUCCCGGAGCUCCCGGUGCGCGGACUCACUCAGAAGAACACACUCACCCGGGGCCUGUGUCACGAUGUCGGAGACGGUGAAGUACGUGGACGACGAGCACAAGAGCAUCUUCCUGAAGCUGCUGAACGAGCAGCGCCUGGAGGGCGAGCACUGCGACAUCGCCGUGGUCGUCGAAGACGUCAAGUUCCGCGCUCACCGCUGCGUCCUCGCCGCCUGCUCCAACUACUUCAAGAAGCUGUUCAAGAAACACGAGGUGGACAACUCGUCAGUGAUCGAGAUAGAUUUUAUCCGCUCUGACAUCUUCGAGGAGGUUCUGAACUACAUGUACACAGCGAAGAUCUCCGUCAAGAAGAGGGAUGUCAACCUCAUGAUGUCAUCAGGACAGAUCCUCGGGAUCCGCUUCCUGGACAAGCUCUGCUCCCAGAAACGAGACAUGUCAUCAGAAGACAAAGACAAGUUUCCCUACGACAUUGUAAAGAUGGCGCUGCCACCUGAGGCUCAGCUGGCAGCUGACUCUGAGGUGCUCGGGGAACACGAGGACACGCCCGCCACAGAUGAACUUGUCGAUGCAUCGACCAAUCAGGAGUUAGACAAGUCUCCUAGCGCCGCACUGCGUGUCCAGGAAGCUAUCUUGAAAGAACUGACCAAUGAGGAUGUACACAAGGUGACCUGCUAUGACCAGGAUGUGGUGACAGAGAUGGAGGCAGAGCCUAAAGAGCUGGGUGCAGAGCAUCACGCCACUCAGACGCUGACAUUUGCUGAUAGUAUGGGAGAGGUGAAGGAUGAGCAGCCCCCAGGUUGGUCGACAGCCACAACUGACAUGAAGUUUGAAUACCUGCUCUAUGGACACAGAGAACAGCUUGCCUGCCAGGUGUGUGGGAAGACCUUCCUGGAUGAGAGCAGACUCCGGAAACACGAGAAGCUUCAUUCAGCCGAUCGGCCGUUUGCCUGCGAGAUCUGCACCAAAGCUUUCACCACACAUGCUCACCUGAAAGAACACCUAAAGAUCCACACUGGCUUCAAACCGUACAGGUGUGAGGUCUGCGGGAAAUCGUUCAUUCGAGCUCCGGACCUGAAAAAGCAUGAACGGGUUCACAGCAAUGAGCGGCCAUUCGCCUGCCAGAUGUGUGAGAAGGCCUUUAAACACAAGUCUCACCUGAAGGACCAUGAGCGGAGACACAGAGGGGAGAAGCCAUUCGUCUGUCCAUCCUGCACCAAGGCCUUUGCCAAGGCGUCCGAUCUGAAACGUCAUGAGAACAACAUGCACAGUGAGAGGAAGCAGCUGAACCCUCUGCAGAGUGACACAGAGACGCUGCAGGCUGCUGCCGGGGCAGCUGAGGAGCAGGCAGCAUCUGGACAGCAUGGGUUGCUCCUAACACCUGGAGCACCAUCUGGACAGCAUGGGUUGCUCCCAACACCUGGAGCACCAUCUGGACAGCAUGGGUUGCUCCCAACACCUGGAGCACCAUCUGGACAGCAGCUCCUAACAAUUACUGUAUCCAUUGACUUAUUUUUAAUACAAACUUUGAAUUAAGUUCAGUUUGUAUGGAUGUUGUUUUUCCUCCUCUCAGUCAGUGACCAUGAACUGAUGACCUCAGCGAAGGUGAUGAACACUUUAAACAUGAACAGUUUUUGUGACAACGUCCUCUGUGUAUAAUUAGUAAGUUUUUGUUUCUUUGUACGUGUACAGGAUGCUUUUCAUGUUUUUCAGUCUGGACCAAACUCCAUAUAGAAGACGGAUGAUUUUAAAGGUGCUGGUUUGGGUUGAAGCUAAACCCAUUUUCUGUUCAGUUUUAUGAGCAGAACUGUGUGUUCGAAUCCAUACAUCUGAGUUCAACAUUUUCACUAAACCACAGGAGCCCAGAGUGGACAAGUUUACUUAGAGGCUCUGUUUAAUAAAAUGUUUCGGUUUUAAAUGAAUACAUUAUGGUCGAUCGAU
Messenger RNA from Monopterus albus (swamp eel), 2502 nucleotides. It is a transcript of the gene zbtb14, whose product is annotated as zinc finger and BTB domain containing 14. The transcript is spliced from 10 exons. The coding region runs from base 628 to 2097 and encodes 489 amino acids. Gene Ontology annotation, molecular function: protein binding; DNA-binding transcription factor activity, RNA polymerase II-specific; RNA polymerase II cis-regulatory region sequence-specific DNA binding. The record is from RefSeq and is a predicted model, not a curated record. Gene Ontology annotation, cellular component: nucleus. Lineage: Eukaryota; Metazoa; Chordata; Actinopteri; Synbranchiformes; Synbranchidae. Gene Ontology annotation, biological process: regulation of transcription by RNA polymerase II.